UAGCACGAUUCAGAUCGCAGGAAAUUGGCGCGCUAUUUCUGCGCAAGCUUUGACUCAAUACCCAUUCCCCUCCGCCGUUGCUCGGAGUUGCUUUCCCGGAGAAGAAGAAGAAGAAGAAGGCGGCCGGUUCCGCUCCGGCCGAGCGAAGCCGCAGAGAGAUUCCAUGGCGGAGGAGGAGAGCGAGAGCGCGUCGAGCGACGGCCCUCGUCCAUGGCAGUCUUACCACACCGUCUACACCAACGCCAAAGCCGGUAUGGAGGGGGUGGACAAGGAGAAGGUGCAGAGGGUGGUGUACGAGAUGAGCAAAGGGUCCAAGUAUUUCGAGAACGAGGAGCGGAAGGAGGCCUUCAUAAAGCAGAAGAUAGAGCGGAUGCGCGCUCGGAGCGCGAAGCUCACUGCUUCCGAGUUGGCUCACUAUCAGACGGUGGCUGACAAAAGAAUGCUAGAACUGGAAGCUACACGAGACCUUUCAAAGGUUUGGCUGCAUGUAGAUAUGGAUGCUUUUUAUGCAGCUGUGGAAACAUUAAGCGAUCCUUCUUUAAAAGGGAAACCGAUGGCGGUUGGUGGCAUGUCUAUGAUCUCAACUGCUAACUAUGAGGCAAGGCGAUAUGGAGUUCGUGCAGCAAUGCCUGGUUUUAUUGCACGUAAAUUAUGUCCAGAGUUAAUUUUGGUUCCGGUAGAUUUCAAAAAGUAUACUUAUUACAGUGGUCUAACCGAAAAAGUGUUCCAGAGGUAUGAUCCCAACUUUAUUGCUGGUAGUUUGGAUGAAGCUUACCUUGAUAUAACCGAGGUCUCCAAGGAAAGAGGUGUCUCUGGUGGAGAAGUUGCUGAAGAACUUAGAAAUACCGUGUUUGGGGAGACUGGCCUCACUUGUAGUGCUGGAGUUGCUGCAAACCGCUUGCUUGCCAAGGUUUGCUCUGAUAUAAACAAGCCAAAUGGACAGUUUGUCUUGCCUAAUGAACGGCUGGCUGUCAUGACAUUUAUCUCCUCACUUCCUAUCCGAAAGAUUGGAGGCAUUGGUAAGGUUACAGAACGUAUCUUAACAGAUGUAUUUGGUAUUAGUACCUGUGAGGAGAUGCUGCAAAAGGGAGGGUACCUUUGUGCUCUUUUUUCUCACUCCUCAGCUGACUUUUUUCUCUCCGUGGGGCUUGGUCUUGGGGGGACGGAUCCUCCACAAAUGAGGCUGCGAAAGAGUAUCAGUAAUGAGCGAACAUUUCAAGCCACAGACAAUGAGGCUUUGCUGUAUCAAAAGAUAGAUGAACUUGCAGAGAUGCUUUCUAGUGAUAUGCAAAAGGAAGGUCUUCAUGGCCGGACAUUAACUCUUAAGCUGAAAACUUCAUCUUUUGAGGUUCGAACCAGAGCUUUAACUCUACAGAAUUACAUAUCCUCACGGGAUGAUAUCUAUAAAUAUGCAUCGAAGCUUCUGAAGGCUGAACUUCCCAUAUCUUUAAGACUGAUAGGACUUAGGGUGUCUCAGUUUAAAGAAGAUAAGGUGGGUGCUCCAUCUGAUCCAACACAGAAAACUCUGCUGAGCUUCAUGUCAGCAGAUGCUUCUGGAAACUUUAACAAAGGACAGAGCUCAUUGGGAUCAGAAACUAGCAGUACUCUCUUCAUGAAUGACUUGGGAGUGGAUAUUUCUGUAGAGACUGAUGAGACGAUUGAAAGUGAAAGUGAGAAUCCAUUAGACCGAAAUGAUGCAUCUGAUCCAACAAGGAACUGCACUUGGAUUGAAUUUGCUGGCAAAACCGAGGGAAUGCAUGAGCAUAUAAAUGGCUCUACCAUGGACAAGGCAGAUGCUUGUACCAAGGACAGUGACCCAAAAUCUCGUCAACUCAAAAAAUCGAACAGAAUGGGACCGGAUUCUUUUUUACCUCACACAUCUGAGAUGAGCAGCUGCCUAAAUCAGGAGGAUAACAAUCAUUAUCGGCUCCAAGGUGAAACAUCAUCUCGACACGAAGAGCAGAUUCUGUGGAUGAAUGACUACAAGUGUUCACUUUGUGGGAUUGAAUUGCCGUCAUCUUUUGUGGAGGAAAGGCAAGAACAUGCAGACUUUCAUCUUGCAGAGAGACUUCAGAAAGAGGAAUCAGGCAUGGAUUCAAGAACAGUCAUCGCAGGGAAAAGGUCGGCACAGACACAGACUGGAAGCGGAAAAAAACACAAGCGCAAGUCGUUGCCUUCGGACGGACAUCUUCCGAUAAACGUGUUCUUUGGGAAGAUUAAUCAGAAACCCUAGAGAUCAUUCUUUGUGCAACUGAUUCUUUUCCAUGUAUAGUUUUCUUUGCUGAAGCUGAGAUCAAAUUAUUUGUAGAUAUGUUAGAUGUGUAUUAUACACCCCUAGGAUACAGUUGAGUGUUAGUUUAAGUUGUAUGGGCCAUCAUUGGCUUUUCCCCCCUCCACAAUGUUGUAUUAAAUACUGAUAUUGUCAAAUAAAAGAAUUACCUAAAUGGCAGUUCAGCCCAA
Eucalyptus grandis is the source of this 2460-nucleotide messenger RNA. RefSeq names its product DNA polymerase kappa. The record is from RefSeq and is a predicted model, not a curated record. Gene Ontology annotation, molecular function: damaged DNA binding; DNA-directed DNA polymerase activity. Gene Ontology annotation, biological process: error-prone translesion synthesis. Gene Ontology annotation, cellular component: nucleus. Lineage: Eukaryota; Viridiplantae; Streptophyta; Magnoliopsida; Myrtales; Myrtaceae. The transcript is spliced from 14 exons. Bases 164 to 2233 code for a protein of 689 amino acids.